Messenger RNA from Ectocarpus sp. CCAP 1310/34, 2203 nucleotides. The record is from the annotation of a GenBank genome assembly. NCBI's taxonomy places the organism in Eukaryota, Phaeophyceae, Ectocarpales, Ectocarpaceae.
AUGGCCGACAAGGGUUUCGUGUUGUUGGCAUCGGGUGACACCCUCUUCCAGGUGCUGGAGCAGGGCUGGCAAAAGGUGAUCGGGCUCAAGUUCUGGAGGAUGGCGCGGAGCGGCAUCAUUGGCGCCCUCAACAACGGCCUGGUGCACUACAGCUACUACAAGUGGAUCGACGGGCGGUUCCCGUACGACAAGUUCACGGAGAAGAGAUGGGGGCCGAAGGACGGGGCCAAGUCCAAGCUGGCGGUGGGGUUCACGAAGUGGGCGCUCGAGUGGCCGACGAUCGGUUUGUACAAGAUCGCGUCCAUGUACGUCUUGACCGCGGUGUUGAGUGGUAGCACGAAGGGGCUGUGGGAACGGGUGCAGGACAGCCUCUUCCUGACAUGGAUACGCUCUUUGCAGGUGUGGCCGAUCUACGACAUGAUCCUGUACGCCUACGUGCCGACGGCCCACCGGCCGUUGUUCAACUCCUUCAUGUCCAUCGCGUGGGGGGGCUACCUAAGCCAUGUUAGCCAGCCGCACAAGGGGGACGGGGAAGAAGAGGACGUACCAGUCGAGUCGUCUUAAAGGGUACCUACCCUUAAGGGUACCCAACACGUAGAGGAUUGUGCGCAUGCAUACAAUGUAAGAAUUCGUUUCGAAAAUUGUACCCUCGAACCGGUGACUACUACAGACACCCUAUGCCUGUAGGCGCUUUCUUCUGGAUGGCACGUCACCUCGCAGACACCAGUGGGUCCAGGCAGCAAAAGUGUGUCGUUGACUGGCAUUGGUUGCGCAAAUCGAGGAGGCAGCAGCUAUCUGUAGACGGGAGAGAAAACGGUUCAAUUCAUGUUAGAAACGGAGAUGGCCGCGUCUUUUUUUAUUGUUGGUUUAAUUCCGUUAGAUCUCCGCGCAUGCUGGGUACCGGUGACGAUGUGUGGUGUACGCCAACCUUCGCUUUGAGGAGAAGAGGAGCGUGUGAUCGCUCGCGACAUACCCGCUUUUGCGGAUGUCCAUGUCCAUGGUCCGGUGUUGGCUUGUAAGACCAAACACAAGAGAAGUAGGUCGGAUCGAUAUAUCAGCGGGAUGGGGCCGUAGAGGUUACUACGAGCCCUGCACACACCCAGCUUCUUUGUCACGGAGCCCCCGCCCUCCAUCGCCACGUAUGUGUCGUCUGUCGGCCUUUUGGGGAGGGGGGAGGGAGGAGAGGGGAGGGGAGAAGAGAGGGAGCAUGAUCGAAAAAAAACUGCGCAUUGUUCCGUCGUCGUGGAGUGUUCCGCGAGGUAGGGAGAGAUUCCAUCGUACUAGAUGGAUUAAGAGGUAGGGAGAGGUUCGAAAUGGAUUAAGCCGUGGUGUGAAACGUUUUUUAUCCUACUGCUGUGUUGUUCUCCGUGCCUGGCAUGAUGGUGUCAUGGAGGUGGCGCCCCAUGGUGCGGACGUCGGGGCGUUGUUAGUUCGCACAGAACGAUUCCGCUGGUGUUUGUGGUUCUUGCCCCGUCUCGUAGAGUUGCAAGAGUUGCAAUAGCGAGUGACUUUCGGAGAUUGGCGGCGCAUAUGUUGAACGUGUGUGCCAUGGCAACCCAGAGCAAGCAGUACACGAGGGAUCAUAGCUAGUCUUGUAGCGCUUGGUGUAUACGAAGGUCGAGCGGUCUUUUUGGUGCGCUUGCUUGCAUUCGGUCUCUUGUUUCUUUUGUGGAAAAUGGAUGGUAUAUGUUGUUCGUGUUUGACUGUUUGUUUUCAUAGAGAGGGCGUCUUGCGCGAUUACUUGACUAUAAUAGUUUAUUGUGCAGGAGUGAGUGUGCACGCCGCACGAUGAAGACUCGCCGAUUGUUUUUGCGCUGAACGAAGUACUUACAAGAAGCAUGACGUUCAUAUGUAGACAACCAAGCAAGUCUGCAAGCCAACGGACUUCCAUGGCUAUGCACCACAUGCACAGACCGACCCCCUGCCUUCAUGCUGAAGGCGGAUCGCGCUCGAUGGGUGUCUGCCCAAAAGGUUCAGAGAGGUAGAGAGAGGUGGACCGCAUUGAUUUUCAUUUCAUCUCUUUCACAAUCAUUGCUGUCUUUUGGCUUGCAGAGAAGAGCUUCGUGCCGUCGUCACAACAACGCUGUUGGAGGCAGAGACAGGAAGAAGGGGUUGCAGCACCCACCUCGCUUGGGCCGGGAGAGAUAGACGCCAUGCGGCCCUCGAUUUGCUAACGCCGACGGCAACGUACGCAUCCUCGUUC